GACUUACAGAUUGGCUACGCCGGGGCGGACCGCCGGGGGCGAGACCCCUCCUUCUUGAAAGGGCUAGGGGGCGCCCCUGAGGGAGAGCGGUUGCCUGGCAACGGGGCGGUGGCCCGGCGGGUACCCGGCCUAGCGCGCGGGAGAAGCCACCAGGCCGCAGCCCACCCGCCCCGGGCUCCGGAGAGGUGCAGCCCCCGGCCCCCAAGGCCUCCCGGGGGCGCCAGGAAGCCACCUUGGGCCUGUCCUCAGGAAAACGUGGUCUCAGCUGGGCGGGGGGGGGGGGGGGAGACGUUCGAGCAGGCCUCAGGCCCUCUCCCUGACCUGAGGAGAGGCCCGGAGCCUCACCCUCACCCCCUCUUUGUGCAGGGCGCCGGCGGCCAUUGUGUCCGUGCGGGGAAUGGAGGACCCGGCAAUCCCCCACCACCGCCGCUACGUCCAGGGCCUUUGGGGAAUUCAAAGAAAAUCGGCGGUGUUUCUGGGGGGUCCCCGGCCGUCAGCCUCCCGGAAAGGCCCGGGGAUGGCCUUUCCGAAGUCAGACCGCAGAUCCGAGGCAGUUUCCCCCUCCUUCUGUCCCUUCUCGAAACCUUGAACCCCAUUGAGAAGUACCUUCAGGGUUUCGGAAGCCUUACCCCGGGCUGGUACUUAAAUAGAAACGACAACAACAACAACAAAAAACCUAAACCCCACACCAGCCACCUCCGGGAGAGUUCUCCUGGCUCCCAGUAGGCGGAGAGCCAAGGGGCGUGCAAGAGCGAGGGGGCUGGGCUCUCGGGUGGCAGGAGGCCGCUGCCGAGUGGCCGCCCUCGAUCCGGGCGAUGGAGGAGGAAGCAAGCGAGGGGGCCGGUUCCUGAGCUUCGUAAUUCCUGUAUCGCCUUCUGGGCUCCCAGCCUGCCGGGUCGCAUGAUCCCUCCGGCCAGAGCUCCUUUUUUUGCCAGCCGCCGUGAGGCCGGCUGAGUUGCCGGCAUCCCGGCUGCCACCUCUUCUCCCGACCUAUGUUACAAAAGAUCUUCCGGGGGUUGCACCUGCCUGCGGUCGCCUGAGACGGAUUUGAAUCUCUUUCUCUUCCAUCAGAACCUUAUCUUGGCUUUGGAUCUCAGAAGAGAACCACCAAGCAGAGAACAGACUCAGUGAGUGAGCAGGUGUUUUGGACAAUGGACUGGUCGAGCCCAUCCCUAUUAUAAAAAUGUCUCAGAGCAACCGGGAGCUGGUGGUUGACUUUCUCUCCUACAAGCUUUCCCAGAAAGGAUACAGCUGGAGUCAGUUUAGUGAUGUGGAAGAGAACAGAACUGAGGCCCCAGAAGGGACUGAAUCGGAGAUGGAGACCCCCAGUGCCAUCAAUGGCAACCCAUCCUGGCACUUGGCGGACAGCCCUGCGGUGAAUGGAGCCACUGGCCACAGCAGCAGCUUGGAUGCCCGGGAGGUGAUCCCCAUGGCAGCGGUGAAGCAGGCGCUGAGGGAGGCCGGGGAUGAGUUUGAACUGAGGUACCGACGGGCAUUCAGCGACCUGACAUCCCAGCUUCACAUCACCCCAGGGACAGCAUAUCAGAGCUUUGAGCAGGUAGUGAACGAACUCUUCCGGGAUGGGGUGAACUGGGGUCGCAUUGUGGCCUUUUUCUCCUUCGGUGGGGCACUGUGCGUGGAAAGCGUAGACAAGGAGAUGCAGGUAUUGGUGAGUCGGAUCGCAACUUGGAUGGCCACUUACCUGAACGACCACCUAGAGCCUUGGAUCCAGGAGAACGGCGGCUGGGACACUUUUGUGGAACUCUACGGGAACAAUGCAGCGGCCGAGAGCCGGAAGGGCCAGGAGCGCUUCAACCGCUGGUUCCUGACAGGCAUGACUGUGGCUGGCGUGGUUCUGCUGGGCUCACUCUUCAGUCGGAAAUGACCAGACACUGACCACCCACUUACCCUCCCUGCCCUACCCUGCCCCCACCACAUCCCUUUAUCCAGCAACCAUUGCCACCAGGAGAACCACUACAUGCAGCCUGUGGCCACCUACCCAUCACAGGGUUGGGCCUAGACCUGGUCCCCUGCAAUUAGUUUUCUAGAAAUCUACCAUGCUUCUGUGAAAGCCGCCUUCCCCACACCUCUGUUCUCCUGGCCUCAGAACCCACAGAGUUUCCCCAAAAUCUGCCCCAUGGAAGCUGGCAGGUGUGGGGGUGUAUGUGGUUGGGGGCUGGAGGGCCCUGCCUGUUUGGUGGAACCCCCCAACCCCUUAGCCUCCCUGAGAAUGCUUUCUUGCCAGGGAGCUGGAAAGUUUUCUGACCCUUUUCCCCAGGAGAGACUAGAUUGCCUUCGUUUUGAUGUUUGUGGCCUCAGAAUUGAUCAUUCCCUAUCCCUUCCAGGAUCUAGGUCCCCUUCCUAUCAUCCCCACCUUCCCAAGAGCCACUUAGGGGCCACUUUUGACUAAUUAGGGAUUCAAGCUGCUUGGGAUAAAGAAACAAGGACCAGGACCCCCUCUCCACCUCUGGCCUGGCCAAAGUCCCUGACCCCAAUCCCAGUGUCCUCCAGAGGCCUCUGGCUAGAGGCCAGCCCCACCCAGGGUGGGGGGCUGUAGCUGCAGGAAGCACCCCAUGCCAAAGCUAGGGUGGCCCUUGCAGUUUAGCACCACCCUAGUUCCUUUCCCCUUCCUUUCCCUUGGCUCCCAUGACCAUUACUAAGGGACCAACUGGGCCCGAGGCAGGUGCCCCAGAGCUGUUUAUGGCCUCAGCUGCCUCACUUCCUGCGAGAUCAGCCUGUGGCAUCUUUGCCUUGGGCUGCUGCCCACAGAGUUCAGGGGUUCGGGGGCCUCGGCCCAGACAUGAAGGGGAGCUACAGGGAGCAGCUGUGGGAGCCCUAGAGUCUUCCCUACCUCAGGCAGGAAGGGCAGGAAGGAGACCCUGAUGCACGAGGUGUAGGUGGGGGUGGCUGGAAGGGCCAGUCCUACCUGGUCAAACAGGUGUGUGCCCCACCCCCAUUCAGCCUGGGUCACCAGGCUGCCAAGGUCAGAGUGGCCUGGCCAGGAGUCCUUCAGGCCUCCCUCUACUCCACCCAUGGCCUGUCUCAUCCCCGGGGGUCCCGGCCUACCCCUAGCCAUCCCGGGCUCUCUGCUGUACAUAUUCGAGACUAGUUUUUAUUCCUUGUGAAGAUGAUAUACUAUUUUUGUUAAGCGUGUCUGUAUUUAUGUGUGAGGAGCUGCUGGCUUGCUGUGCGUGUGCACGUGGAGAGCUGGUGCCCGGAGACUGAACGGCCUGAUGCUCCCUCCUCUGCCCUGGUCUGGGGAAGCCAGCUGGGGGUCCUGGCUCCUUAGGGGCAACUGUCCCCCCCCCCCCCCACUCAGCCCCCACCCCACACUUGUUCCAGCUCUUUGAAAUAGUCUGUGUGAAGGUGAAAGUGCAGUUCAGUAAUAAACUGUGUUUGACUCAGUGAGCAAAGGACCUGGGCUCUUGUGUGCCCCGGGCUGGGGAAGGAGGGGCUGUGCGGCUGGCUGUUGGGCAGGGGUGCUGCAGGGGAGCUCCCUCUGGGCCUGAUUCUCUCCACCAGCCAUUGAUAGGGUUUUUAUUGAGCGCCUGCUGUGUGCCGAGCCACUGGGGCUGUGUGUGAACAGGAUGGACACAGUCCCUGCCCCCAGGAACUGACAUUCUAGGGGAAGAAACAGCCACUUGGCAAGUAUUUACUGAGGCCUGCCUGGCACAGGCACAGUCCUAGAGCACUGGGGAUUCUGCAGUGAACAAGGCCCUUCCUUUAUGGAACUCCCAUUCUUGGGAAAACAGACAAAUACAAGGAUGGGUCUGGCUGCUGGAGGGCAAAGGUGGAAUCUGGGUGACCAUGAGGAAGAAUGGCAAGACUAAUGAAGGACCUAGUGGGGAAGGAGGUAGGAAGGAGUCAGACUUGAGGUAACAUUUUAAUGGUAGAUCCCACAGGAUUUACUGAUGGAUGAGAAAUCGGUCAAGAAAGAGGAAUCAAGGGUGAUUGGGAGUUUUUGGAAUGGUGACACCAUUAUAAUUACAAAAGUGAAGCACAUUUCUGAGGCCAGUGCAACUUAAGAGGCUCAUAGUGAGUGCCCCAACAGUAUUCAAUGUGGAGCCUGAGCUUGUCUGGGAGUCAGGAGUCAGGGAAGACUCCCUAGAAGACGUGGUAAUGAGAUCUAGGGCUGGAAGAAUGUAGGAGUUAACUAAAAGAAUGGGGGAAGCAAGAAGAGUGGUCCUGGUGAAGAAGAAGCAAGUGCACAGGGUGAAUAAGUUUUCUUCAGGCUGAAGGAAAAUGGGUGUGUCGAGUUGAGAAGGCCUCCUGGGUCAAGGUGAUGCCAGAGCGGUGGGAUGAGGGGGCUGAACUUGAUCCUGAGGGCAGUGAGAGCCAGAGGGAAGUUGUCAGGGAAUGAUAUGCCCCCAUAGGGCCCCAAAACACCCUCUCGCAGCUGUGUGGAGAAGGUUCUGGAGGGGAGCAGAGUAGAAACCUGGAGACCAGUGAAGGAGCCAUGGUUUGAUAAGGUUCUGGUUCUCAGGGUGGGCAAGUCAGGUGUGUUUCCUGGGUCACCCUUCCUGGGCUUGUGCCUUUGGGCAAGCUACCUACCUUCUCUGUGCUCCCAACAUUCACCUCCAUAAAUGGGAUUGAUGGCAGUACCCAUCUCACACGACUGUGGUCCACAUUGAAUGAAAUAACCCAAAAGAGCUUGGGGGAGGCUGGUUGAGGGAGUGGGGAGGGUGCGGCAGCGAUGACCCCACCAUCGGGCGGGCUUCCUAUACAGUUCCACCUGUAGCAGCCGAGGUCCCGAAAGGGUCUGGGAAAACGAGGACUCUAUGGGCGAGCGCUCCAGCCGGGGACGGAGCUGGAGGCGGGAACCUGCCUCGGACGCUCCGCCCCUCACGCCUUCAGGAGCAGGCUUGGCUGCCCCCUGGUGGUCGAGGCUGGUGAGACCUGAAGCCACGCCCACUGCCUCUGCCCUUCCGUAGCGCCCAUGACCUCUGUCUCCCACCUGGCCAGCUUUCCCCGGUGUCCUCCGUCCUCCGCCCGGCUCACCAGAAGGACCUCUACACUUCCAAUCGUUGGGUAUUAGAUUCAGAGCUUGCCACUGCUGUCCCUGUGCUCAGGGUCAUCAUUCUCUUUAGUUCAACACCCAAGUCUCCAGCAUUUCCCCCACCCCUAUCCCCACAGUGUGUCCCUUGCCCCUGCUCUUUUACCUUAGCCACUCAGGCCCCUCUUCAGAUUUUUGAUCCUUCUGGAAACAUCUUUUCACAUACAGACAAAUACAUAGAUAUAAAUAUACUUUUAUCCUCCCUGCCUUUUUUUUACACAAAUGGUAACAGACCUACACUGCCUUGCAUUUUCUCCCUAAGUAAUGUCUGAUACACGUUUACAUACUCAUACAGGAAUCCCCGUGUACUCAUCAUACAGGUUCAACAGUUAUCAAUACUCAUGACAGCUUCAUGAUUUAUUCUAGCUGUGUAGUAUUUUAACCAGACCUCUAUCUAACUCAGUGAUUUCCAACUUUAUACAUGCCAUAGCAUGUGCAUAAAAUACUGGAAUUGCACACUGAGGAAAAGUUGGAAGGAGUUUCAGACUGUCCAUGUGGGUCCGGGGAAGGGGACGGAAUUCAUUUCUAUAUACUAUAUUUAUAAUGAGAAAAAUGAAAUAUAUUUCAUAAUGAACUUUGAAACAGCAAUAUACCUAUUUUAAAAUUUAUUUCUUAAGAGACAAAUAUUUUAUAUGAGCUUUUAUAAUCAAAAUGGUUCACACAAAUUCCAAUCAAGGCUUAUUAAUGAUGAUCUCUUAAAAUUCUUGGUAGUUGACAUCAACAAGAGACUUCAUAGCUGCAAGUAGGUGCUAAAAGAAAAAAUUUAACCAUCCCAAAGCUUACAAUUGAAAUUAUAUUUAAGCAUUCCAACAGCUCUUCCCUUUAUUUAAUUGACAAAUAUAAU
This is a messenger RNA of Panthera uncia (snow leopard), 5897 nucleotides long. It is a transcript of the gene BCL2L1, whose product is annotated as BCL2 like 1. Gene Ontology annotation, molecular function: protein heterodimerization activity; protein homodimerization activity. The transcript has 3 exons. NCBI's taxonomy places the organism in Eukaryota, Metazoa, Chordata, Mammalia, Carnivora, Felidae. Gene Ontology annotation, biological process: negative regulation of intrinsic apoptotic signaling pathway; intrinsic apoptotic signaling pathway in response to DNA damage; extrinsic apoptotic signaling pathway in absence of ligand. The coding region runs from base 1184 to 1885 and encodes 233 amino acids. The record is from RefSeq and is a predicted model, not a curated record. Gene Ontology annotation, cellular component: mitochondrial outer membrane.